UCAAAAGCAAGCCCUUCUUCAAAAUCUCCUAAUUUGUCAGUAACUUUUCUCAGUCAUAUAUUGGCAACCCCUUUCACAUCUUCCUUUCUCCUAUCAGAUUUUUUUCUCAUCCAUCUACUCACAGAAAUCCCAAUGGCGCUUGUAACUAGCAGAGGAGCCUCAUCUUCCGCUUUCACUCACCAAUCCAAGAACUUUGAUGUCUUCUUAAGUUUCAAAGGUGAAGAUACCCGUCUUGGUUUCACGAGUCACUUGUAUAACGCUUUGUGUCAGCAAGGCAUUCACACCUUCAUCAAUAAUAAUCUCCAAAUGGGAGAACAAAUUUCUACUGAACUUUUCAAAACUAUUGAAAGUUCAAUGAUUUCAAUAAUCGUAUUCUCUGAAAACUAUGCAUUCUCUACUCGAUGCUUGGAUGAACUUGUCAAAAUUCUUGAGUGUAAGAAGAAUGAUCAGUUGGUGCGACCAGUUUUUUACAAUGUUGAUCCAUCAGAAAUUCGUAAACAAAAAGGAAAGUUCGGGGAAGCACUUGCUAAACAUGAAGAAAAAUUUAAGGAUGCUGAGAAGGUACAAAGGUGGAGGAAUGCUUUAUAUGAAGUGGCCAAUAUUUCUGGUUGGCAUUACAAGCACAAUUGUACUGAAUUCGAAUUUAUCCAAGGAAUUGUCGAAGAGGUAUCAAAUUCAAAAUUAUAUCGUAUGCCAUUAUUUGUUGCUAAAUAUCCAGUGGGAAUAAAUUCUCGAGCAGAGGCCAUAGAAUUACUUUUAGAUAUAGAAUCAAUUGAUGUUCGCAUGGUAGGGAUCUAUGGCCUUGGUGGAGUCGGUAAAACCACAAUCGCAAAAGCUAUUUAUAAUAGGAUUUUUUAUCUCUUUGAUAGAAGAAGCUUUCUAGAGAACAUUAGAGAGAAGUCAAAGACAGAUGAAGGCAUAAUCCAACUGCAAGAGACACUUCUUUUUGAUAUCUUAGGGAAUAAGAAUUUGAAGGUGGGCAGCAUAUCUAGAGGGAUCAACAUGAUAAACGAAAGUCUUUGUGGCAAAAGGGUUCUUGUAAUUCUUGAUGGUGUGGAUGAAUUAGACCAAAUAGAAAACUUGCUUGGAAGAUGUGAUUGGUUUGCUUCUGGAAGUAGAAUUAUUAUAACAACAAGAGAUAAACACUUGCUAGAUACUUUUGGAAAUGGUCUUUCAACCUAUGAGGUAAAGGGCUUAAAUGAACAUGAAGCUUUUGAACUCUUUAAUCAAUAUGCUUUCAAGAGAAACGAACCCAAGGAAGAUUAUUUGGAACUUGCAAACCAAGUAAUACAUAAUGCCAAAGGCCUUCCAUUAGCUUUAACAAUAAUGGGUGCUGAUUUGCAUGGAAGAAAAAUACCCGAAUGGAAAAAUUCAUUAUAUAAGUAUGAAAAUUUUCCAAAUAAAGAUAUUCAAAAAAUAUUGAAAAUAAGUUAUGAAGGAUUAGACGAAACUGAAAGGGAUAUUUUCCUCGAUAUUGCGUGUUUCUUCAAUGGACAUUACAUGGAUUAUGUUGUGGAUAUACUGGAAACCUGUGAUUUAUACCCAGUAUCUGGUAUUCCAAAACUUAUUGAUAAGUGUCUUGUGACUAUUGAUCAAUACAAUAAAUUGUCAAUGCACGACUUGCUACAACAAAUGGGUAGGGAAAUUGUUCGACAAGAAUCACCACGGAAGCCCAAAAAACGUAGCAGGCUAUGGUUUUAUAAGGAUGGUCGUGACCUACUAAUUGAAAAUGAGGGGUCAGAUAAAAUUCAAGGCAUAAUGUUGUGCUCACCUAAACCUAUGAAGGUGCAGUUAAAGAAGCAAUUUCUUAAGAUGAAAAAUCUCAGAUUACUUAUAAUUCGUAAUCUACAUAGCUCUGGACACCUUGAAUAUCUUCCCAAUGAAUUAAGAUUUCUUGAUUGGCCUGGAUAUCCAUUUUCUUCAUUGCCAACCAAUUUUUGUCCUAAGAAAUUGGUUGCACUCAACAUGUCUGGCAGUCGAUUAGAGAAAAAAUUCAAGCAGAUAUUUUCAUCCGAAACCUUGAAAUAUGUGAAUUUCAGUUGGUGUAAAUACAUUAGGAAAUUACCUGACCUAUCAAAGGCCCCAAACAUAAAAGAAUUGGAUCUUAGGUAUUGUACGAAUUUAAUUGAGGUUCAUGACUCUGUCGGGCAUCUUGAAAAGCUUGAAGUAUGGGAACUCAGCAAUUGCACUAAACUUCGAAUUCUUCCAAGUUGUCUCAUGAUGAAAUCUCUUGCAUCUUUGACUCUUACUGGCUGCUCAAGCCUUAAGAAGCUCCCGGAUAUUUCUCAAGAAAUGAAAUGUUUAGGCAAGUUAGCACUGCACUCAAGUGGUAUUUGUGAAUUUCCUUCAUCAUUUGGGAAUCUCAUUGGACUUAAGAGCUUACUCCUCGGAAACCAUUUGGUACAUCUUCCAAGUAGCAUUUAUAAAUUACAACAUAUUGAGAGGCUCUCUCUUUAUGGAGAUGUCAUAUUUCCAAAGGACCUCGAGAAUGAAUACUUUCCCAAAUAUGUUUUUCCGAGCUUGAAUUAUCUAUCUCUUAAUUUCUUUAAGAUUCACUCGGAAAUAGAUUUUAUAUUGACUUCUUUUUGCCCCUUCUCAUUGGAAAGUUUAUACAUCACCGAUAGCAAUGUUAUUACCCUUCCAAAAUUCUUUGGCAAAUUUGAGAGAUUGCAUAUGCUUUUCAUUGAAAGGUGCAAUGAACUUCAGGAAAUUCGAAGGCUUCCACAAAGUAUAAUAAAAGUACUUACAUCAAACUGCUACUCGCUGAAUUCACAAUCAUCAAGCAAAUUAUUCCUUCAGUUUGGAGAAAUUUUAGGACUUCCACCAAAUAUAUCAUGUUUAGGUGUCAGAAGCGACAUAUCAAUGGAUCCACAGUUAUCUAGAAGAAUAUCCCAAGGAGAUGAUGAAUAUGAAAUUAUACUACCUGGACAUGACAUUCCAAAUUGGUUCAACCAUCAAAGUGUCGAAAAAUCCAUAUCAUUCUGGAUUGGUCCAGAAUUUCCCACAUUUGGUCUAUGUCUUGCUUUUGGAAUGGAGGAUGAUUAUAGUGAUUAUUGUUAUCGUGUUGACAUUUCCAUCAAUGGUAGUAGACGAACAUUCAAAAGAGGAAUCUUAUUCAAAAAUAGCUUUGACCAUCUUUGGUUUUUCUGUAGACCUCAAAGCUCAUUGCAAAAGCAAUUUCAAGACUUGAAGCUAGGCUAUCGAAACCAAGUUGAGCUGUCUUGUGAAAUAUUUUUCCCACCUUUUGCACCCAAAAAAUCUACUCCUUUUGUUAAAAGGAUGGGAGUCCAUGUAGAAUGCAGCUGUUCUCCUCCUCCUCCUCAGAAUUCUAGUAUCUUCCAUGACAACUAUAAAGAGGUCCAACCUAGAGGCCGCCGAAUUUCAAAGAGAAUUGUGCACCAACAGCUCAAACUGUCUCAUCUCCAAGGUCCAAGUUUCAUCCUACGCAGACUAUUAUGCCAUACUCUGUGCCCAACUCGGAGUACUUCUCGUCAACUAUUACUAAAAGCACGAAAACUCAGCAACAAUAAUCGCAAGAGAAAGAGGGCUUUAGUAGCAAGGAGCUGCAUAUGUUUGUGUGGAGCUCAAGCCAGUUGCCAGUGUCCAAAGGAGGUGUGUUGCACAUAUUCAGCAGGAUUGGCUUCAGUGUGUUCAAUGAAUUUGGACAGUCCAACCAGGGAUAUCAGAACAGCUUGAUCAAAAUUUGAAUGAGGAAAUAUGUCAAGGUACAGCAGAGAGCCUACAUCAACAGGGAAGACAGGAAUCACUUAGUGACUCAAUACCAAUCUAAAAUGACCAUUGACCAAGAAGAUCCAGCAAGACCAGCAGAUUCUUCUACUGACAGAAGGCCAUAGCAGGAAAAAGCUGGAACGAGGAGGAAUAGCAUACUUAGCAUAAUACAGGGAGGACAAAGAGGUGUUUACUUUAAAGGGUGUCAUUCCAGUAAAGACCCAAAUCCAAAGCACUCAACAAUGCUGGCUGCCAGGGAAGCUAUUCACCAAGCAAAAGCUCAAGGUUUCACUAGUAUGAUAAUCCUGACCAAGGGCAAGCAGGUAAGUGAAAUAAUAGCAGGAAAACCAACUCGUGAACUGGAAAGAUUCAAUACUAUCGGAAGACAUGAAACAAUGGAACUCUGUAGGCUUAUACACAAUAAGUUUUUUGGUUAAUGAAUUGAUCCUAGCAACAGCUAAAGCUGGGCUGAUCGGGCCUCUGUAUUUUGUAGACCAUUAGUAUUUGGAGCCUUAGUAUGGUCCAGAUUUCCUUUUGUGCUAUCGGAGAAAAAAAUUUCUAGGGACACGCCUAUUUCACCUCCAAAUCCACAGCAUACUCAGUGUCAGCUUGUGAUUGCUACACCCAAAUGUAUAUUUUCACCAAGUAUUAGUGUCGUUCCCAUGUGUAAGAGUUGUAAUCUAACCACAAAUUGACACCCAAACAUGUCACGAAAAUGAGUAUGAAUUUAGGUUCCAGUACGCAGGAUAUAAAGUGGGA
This is a messenger RNA of Quercus robur (English oak), 4488 nucleotides long. RefSeq names its product disease resistance protein RPV1-like. Lineage: Eukaryota; Viridiplantae; Streptophyta; Magnoliopsida; Fagales; Fagaceae. The transcript has 7 exons. Gene Ontology annotation, biological process: defense response; signal transduction. The record is from RefSeq and is a predicted model, not a curated record. Gene Ontology annotation, molecular function: ADP binding. The coding region runs from base 133 to 3696 and encodes 1187 amino acids.